This is a messenger RNA of Scutellospora calospora, 187 nucleotides long. NCBI's taxonomy places the organism in Eukaryota, Fungi, Glomeromycota, Glomeromycetes, Diversisporales, Gigasporaceae. The record is from the annotation of a GenBank genome assembly.
CGAGGCCAUGUUGGCUUGGUGGUGUAGGUUUGGGUGUUGUCGUGGGUUGGGAGAAGACGUAUCGUGUCUCGGAGCAAAGGAUUGGAUGUCGAAUGGCUGGUUUGAUGCGAGUUUGGUGUGUGGUAGCAGGUGAGGUCUUGUUGAUUGCUGUCGUGGUAGAGCUCCAAGCUGCGCGAAGGCGACAGAG